Molecule: messenger RNA, 880 nt
Organism: Tilletiaria anomala UBC 951
Lineage: Eukaryota; Fungi; Basidiomycota; Exobasidiomycetes; Georgefischeriales; Tilletiariaceae
Product: EF-hand
Exons: 3
Coding region: 103-726 (207 amino acids)
Biological process (GO): actomyosin structure organization; mitotic cytokinesis
Cellular component (GO): myosin II complex; cytoplasm
Molecular function (GO): myosin heavy chain binding; cytoskeletal motor regulator activity; calcium ion binding
Source: RefSeq, a predicted model, not a curated record
CUUGACAUGGUUCUCUCGGGCAGCCUCGCAUUUCACGCUCAAGAGACACGAGGCCAGCAUCGAGUCCUGCGGGAGAUUAAUUGACACGUACAUUACACGAAAAUGUCCCAACCCAGCAGCGCCAAAGCGGCGCCAGGCUCCUUUCUCUCCCCUAGCGCACAAGCAUCAGGCACAGCGGCAGCGCGUCUACGCAACCGGCAGACCAACCAUCCGCGGCAGUCAUCGGGUGUGUACAACACGUUCAGCCACAAGCAGAUUCAGGGAUUCAAGGAAGCUUUCACCAUGGUCGACCAGGAUCGCGACGGGUUAAUAUCGCGAGAGGACCUAAAGACGAUGCUGACAAACCUGGGCAUCAAUGCAAAGCCAGCAACACUGGACGCGUACAUGUCCAGCGCAUUUGCAGAUUCAUAUACAUCCGAAGCAUCAGCAAUGUCCUCAGCAGGUGUGAAUUUCACUCAGUUCCUGACCAUGUUCGGCACGCAUCUUUCCGAGCUGGAUGAAGCGCACGAGCUCUCCGAAGCAUUCGCGUGUUUCGACGAAAAGGAUGAUGGCGUCCUCGAUGCUGCGGAGCUGCGGUACUGGCUUAAGGAGGUUGGCGAUAGGAUGACAGACAGCGAGAUCGAUCGGCUGCUUUCUGGACCCUUUAUGGAUCGAGGAGGGAAACGCUUUGACUACAAGGCCUUCAUCGAAGCGAUCAAGAUGGCCGAGCCAGCAGAGCUCGAGUAGUACAUCGACCUCCUUGAGACCUUACCAUGCUGGUCCCCAUUGGCGCUACAUCACAGCCAGCAUGUUCAACCGCGAUUUAACCUUUGCACUUGUAAUAUUCGCAUAUCCUUUUACUGUACCACAGCACGCAUAUUCAUCUGCAGAACCCAAUCUC